Messenger RNA from Aspergillus sclerotioniger CBS 115572, 1156 nucleotides. RefSeq lists its product as uncharacterized. The record is from RefSeq and is a predicted model, not a curated record. The transcript has 4 exons. Bases 116 to 967 code for a protein of 283 amino acids. NCBI's taxonomy places the organism in Eukaryota, Fungi, Ascomycota, Eurotiomycetes, Eurotiales, Aspergillaceae.
GCUGGCCAAGCUGGAUGCCGGGAACCGUGUGAGACCGUCGGAUGUGCCUCAGCACGAUCAUCAUGUGUCCUCGGUGCCUACCAGUCCCAUCGUACCCUGGAAUCUUUAUCCGCCUAUGGGAGAUGAUCUAGAUUACCCCGGGGCAGAGCUGCUCUUUGAUUUGAACAUACCAAUGUAUCCUCCACCGCCGGACGGGGGCCUAUGCCAGUCAACCCUGGUAGACACAAUCACGGAUGGUGAUAUAUCUGCUGCAUUGGGUACUGACCACAGCAACCCGGCAUCAACCCCUGUUCUAUCUUCGUCGGAUUCCACUCUGCCCUCCACCACCAAUCAUGCUGCCGCAAAUACUAUCGACAGUGAGCCAUCUGAGCAACCUUCCUGUGCGUGUCUCAAGCUCCUGACAGAGCAGCUAUGUCAUCUCAAUGCCACUGAGCGCAAGCACAGCACCAUCUCGCCGGACCGGAUUCUGUCCCUGGCUUGGGUGGUUCUCAGCUGCUCUGAUAGUGCGCUGGCGUGUGCCUUUUGUCGGCUGGACACUACAGUGCUGCAGCUGAUCACCAACACCUUGCAAACGAUCUUUCAUUGGGCCAAGGUGGAUUACCAGGACGCCGUUCAACAUCCCCUUCCGCCGAUCCAAUAUGGCGACUGGAUGGUGCCUGAAGCGGAGAGCCACCUGAUAAAGCUGCUGCUGACGAAGCGGGUCCUGAGUCUCAGUCACUCGGUGGUCACGCUUCUGGGGCUCCGGGUGGAGGAAAUCCAGCUGCUGGCCAAGAAGCAGAUGAAAUACCAGUUUAUAGAUAUUGGGCAUAUGCGACAGGCGGUCAAGAGGCUUUUUCUCUCGUUGACCGAGCUGGAUGGGAUUGUCCAGCGUUGUGGCAAGGGGAAGCAACAACUUGGUCUGGAUGGUCUGUUCGCGCACCCCCCUUCAGAGCCAACCCGGCUUGCCUCGGACUGGGAUUCAGAGUAGGCUGGCUGGCUCGAGUCAGGCCAGCUGUCAAGGUGCCUUCCUGGUAGCACGCUAUCAAGGAAGACGCUACGCCCACACUUACCGCAUCAAGAAAGAAACCGUCUGAUAAGUUAUUAUUCAGACUACGUUUUAAGUCCUGUGGCUUCACACAGAACAUGAAAUCGGAUCUGAAGCAGGGCCCUAAGUCGA